Molecule: messenger RNA, 4198 nt
Organism: Neoarius graeffei (lesser salmon catfish)
Lineage: Eukaryota; Metazoa; Chordata; Actinopteri; Siluriformes; Ariidae
Gene: lats1
Product: large tumor suppressor kinase 1
Exons: 8
Coding region: 273-3476 (1067 amino acids)
Biological process (GO): peptidyl-serine phosphorylation; G1/S transition of mitotic cell cycle; hippo signaling
Molecular function (GO): ATP binding; protein serine/threonine kinase activity; protein binding
Source: RefSeq, a predicted model, not a curated record
UGACAGACACCGGCGGAGCUCCAAGGCGACAGUGUCAAUACAAAAAAAAACGCUAAUUAGCUAAAAAUAAUAAUAUAUAACCGGUUAAUUUUUCUCCAGUUUAAUUUUUAUUAUUCCUGGAAAGGAUAUCCGCUUUAGAAAUGUUUUUCCCAAACGAAAUGGAUAUUCUUUAGUCGAGGGUGACUCAGGUUGUUCAUAACACCCGACCACUGGGACCCGUCUGGCAGCCCGCUCUGUUCACCUCUUUGGCUGGUGUGGUACAUGUGUUUUUCAUGAAGAGAGCAGAGAGACCCGAAGGAUACCGGCAAAUGCGGCCCAAGACGUUCCCGGCGAGCAAUUACAGUGGCAACAGUCAGCAGAUGAUGUUGCACGAGAUCCGGGAGAGCCUGCGCAACAUCUCGCUGUCCCGACCCUCGGAUGCUGUCAAGGUGGAGACCCAAGGGCAGCAAGGGCGCAGCAGCAACCACAAGAACCCCUACCACAAAGCUCUACAGGAGAUCCGGGAGUCACUCUUGCCCUUCGCCAACGAACCCACCCCUGCCGGUCAUGCCCCUGAGGUCAACGUUCAGAUGCUGCAGGAGCUGCUGGCUGCAGGGUUUGAAGAGGAGAUGGUGAUCUGGGCUCUGAAGCAGACCAACAGUCGCAGCUUGGGGGCAGCUGUGGAGUACAUCAGUAAGAUGAGCUACCAGGACCCGGGGCGAGACCAGAUGGGAGCUGCAGUCGCACGCACUACUAAUACAGCUAUCAAAGCUGGUGAUCGAACUGGCCCCUCGCACAUUCAGCAGCCAGUUCUGCGGCGGCCAAGCUGGAAGGGCUCCAAGGAGUCUUUGGCCCCUCAGCGGCACAGCGGUCUAUACCGCUCAAACAGCCCGAGUCCUCAGCCUGACCUGCCUCGACCGUCGACUUUUCCGCAGGGUCAUGCAGCUGGGGUUGGUGGUCAGCGAGUGAAUCCUCCACCUUCCUCAUGGGAUUCAAACCCUGCCACCAAACGCUACUCCGGGAACCUGGAGUACCUCGCAUCCCGCAUCUCGCCCAUCCCGCAGGGCCCGUGGGCCGACAGCUACUCGAACUCUCCUGCUCAGGCGCAGCGGGGUAUCAGCCCAGUGCCCAUGGUGCGCCAGCCCAUUAUAAUGCAGGGAUCUGGGGGAAAUAAGUUCAACUACCCACCCUCCUGGCCCCAGAACGGCUCUGCGCAGGUGGACUAUGGACAUGGCAUGGGCAUGGUAGGAAGCGGCAGGCAGCCUCCACCUCCCCCUCCUUACCCUCUAGGCCAGGCGGGCGGACACAGUCCCACAGCGCAGCAGAUGCAGGCGCCUAACCGCAACAGUCACAACCAGGAGCUGUAUAACCUGGGUGUCCUGGCCCAGCCCAGACCUGCAGCACCCCAGCCGCCUCCUCCUUCCCCUGGAAAUGGCAACAAUCAAGAUAUUCCUCCUCCAUCUUGGCCGCACAACAUGCCAGCACGCUCUAACUCAUUUGCUAACGCUGCGUCAGGUACGCGUCAGUGUUCAGCGGCAGCCAGCUCGCAGCCUUCUGCCACCACUGUCACGGCCAUCACGCAGGCGCCCGUCCUACAGCCGGUCAAGAGCACGCGCGUUCCCAAGCCUGAGCUGCACACGGCUGUGGCGCCGACGCACCCACCUUGGCUUCAGCAGCAGCAGCAACAGCCGCCGCCGCCCUCUCCGUAUCAGGAAUCCUCCGUGCCUGCGCCGGCGGUGUCCCAGAUGCCAGUUUCAGAAGUACCCAGCUACCAGGGUCCCCCGCCUCCAUACCCCAAGCAUCUCCUGCAGCCACCCGCUCCGUGCCCGGCAUACGCCAAGGAGGAAGAGGGUGCCGAAGAUGACGUGGACAAUGCCAGCACUUGCUCCAGUGAGCGAGCAGACGGCUCCGAGACGAUCACAGGCAGCACGGAGCGGGAGAAGAAGCAGAUCACCACUUCUCCAGUGCCCGUGCGGAAGAACAAACGGGACGAGGAGCGGCGCGGGGAGGGGAGGGUGCAGCUUUACUCGCCGCAGGCCUUCAAGUUUUACAUGGAGCAGCACGUGGAGAACAUUCUGAAGAACCACCAGCAAAGACUGCGUCGCAAGAAGCAACUGGAGAGCGAGAUGCAGCGGGUCGGUUUGUCCGAGGAUGCCCAAGAGCAGAUGCGCAUGAUGCUUUCCCAGAAAGAAUCCAACUACAUCAGACUGAAGCGUGCCAAAAUGGACAAAUCCAUGUUUGAAAAGAUCAAGACGCUGGGCGUGGGAGCAUUCGGCGAGGUGUGCCUGGCACGCAAGGUGGACACGGGCGCGCUCUACGCCAUGAAGACGCUGCGCAAAAAGGACGUGCUCCUCAGGAACCAGGUGGCGCACGUCAAGGCCGAGCGGGACAUCUUGGCCGAGGCGGACAACGAGUGGGUGGUGCGGCUUUAUUACUCCUUCCAGGACAAGGACAACCUGUACUUCGUCAUGGACUACAUCCCUGGCGGCGAUAUGAUGAGCCUGCUGAUUCGCCUGGGCGUGUUCAGCGAGGAGCUGACGCGCUUCUACAUCGCCGAGCUGGUGUGCGCCGUCGAGAGCGUGCACAAGAUGGGCUUCAUCCACCGGGACAUCAAGCCAGACAACAUCCUGAUCGACCAAGACGGCCAUAUCAAGCUCACAGAUUUUGGCUUGUGCACCGGUUUUCGCUGGACCCACGACUCCAAGUACUACCAGAGCGGUGAUCACGUGAGGCAGGACAGUAUGGAUUUCAGUAAGGAGUGGGAGGACCCGUCGAACUGCCGCUGUGGCGAUCGGCUCAAACCACUGGAGAGGCGGGCAGCGCGACAACACCAGCGCUGCUUGGCGCACUCGUUAGUUGGCACGCCAAACUACAUCGCCCCCGAGGUGCUCCUGCGCACAGGCUACACGCAGCUGUGCGACUGGUGGAGCGUGGGCGUCAUCCUCUACGAGAUGUUGGUCGGCCAGCCUCCUUUCUUGGCUACGACGCCUCUGGAGACUCAGAUGAAGGUGAUAAACUGGCAGACGGCAUUGCACAUCCCGCCUCAGGCCAAGCUGAGCGCCGAGGCGUCUGAUCUGAUCGUAAAGCUGUGCCGAGGGCCCGAGGACCGGCUGGGGAAGAACGGUGCAGACGAGAUCAAAGCGCACGCCUUUUUCAGGAGCGUCGACUUCAGCGUGGACAUGCGGCAGCAGCCUCAUCCGCCGCCCCACGUGCCCAAGAUCGCCCACUGUACAGACACGUCCAACUUCGACCCCGUGGACCCAGAUAAGCUCUGGAGCGACGACGGCAACCACAACGACACGCUGAGCGCCUGGUUCAGGAACGGCAAGCACCCAGAGCACGCCUUCUACGAGUUCACCUUCCGCCGCUUCUUCGACGAUAACGGCCACCCGUACAGCUGCCCCAAACCGAUCGAAUACGAGGACUACGGGGAGGAAAAAGGGGAGGAGCUUCAGAGCCAAGCGCAUGGACAAGGGCGGGGCCUCAUUUAUGUUUAACAUUUCCAUUCACACUACAUGGAAAAGCAACACUACUAUAUAUAAAGCAGGGAUGGGACCUGUGUGUGUGUGUGUGUGUGUGUGUCCCUGAUCAUGUACAGAAUUUUCAGCAGAAUAUAUUGUCUGGAUUGUGUGCGCGCGCGCGUGUGUGUUGAGGUACGAUUUUUCGAGGCUGCGGUUGUGUAUAAUUUAUUCCAUGUUCACAUCGCACUUUGAUCAGUGCUGUUCGAACAACCGAGGAUUUAAAUGAAACGCGUCUUUUCGACACCGUUUAAAGCCUUAAUUUAUUGAAACCCUUGUAAAAAAAAAAAAAAACGAACGAGGACUCUAGCGGAAAAGACUAGCUCAAUUAUGCAUCCUUCACCAAUGUCAUGUUAAUUUAUGAUUGAGUAGAUGUCUUUCUCACGCUGAUCUGGCCUCACGUGGGCUAUCCAGGGAUUGGUGGAAUCAUUAACGCUUUUUUUGUUGCUGUGCCUUUUUUAUUUUACACUCUUUCACCAAAAACCUGAGGGGAAGUAGCGUAUUAGCCAGUCAACUGAACUGACACUAGAUUAUUCAUAGAGUAUUGUGUGAAUUGUAUUAUUAGCCUUUUGUGUAUUUUCUAAUUUAUACGCUCAAAUGUAUUUAUAAAUUAUGUAGUGUACAUUUUUGUACCCUUUUUUUUUUUUUUCCAGUUGUGUUGGUGUAGGAAAUAAAUCCAAGGGCGAGCUCCCUUCCUCUCA